AUGUUCCUACUAAAGCUAUUGCUUCUGGCGGCGAUAGCUACUCAGGAGGGACUCCUUUCCUGGCAACUGAUGACAAGUAAAAUGCUUGUAGUAAUGAUAGAUGCAGGCCUCCUCUUCAUCUUCCUCUACCUACAAGUGAGAUCAGCCAACAGUACACACAUGUACAUGAUUUACAUAUACAGUGUGGUGGCUAAAAUAACGGUGAUUUACUACGUUUCCCUUCCGAGAACCCUCAUUAGCCUCCAUGACGAGACGGGUGGAAUGGGACCAUCACCCCAGUCACCGGCUCUACCGUUACCCCUACAACUGAAUACCUACGCAGAGAGCAUACACAUCAUCAGCUCAACCAUCCUGCUCUCUAUACUCAUCUACAUUCUGUUUUUUUUCGUUACCGAUUUUGAUCUACUCAAAGUUCGUUUUAUCAACCUGGAGAUAUUUUUUUGCCUCCUCAUAAUAACCCACGUAUCUAUUGACUUCAUAGAUAUAUCAGACUUCUUCUAUUGUAUUCAUUUGCAUUUUUUCCUCUACUACUUCCGUAUUGUACAGGAAUUAUGUUUGUUUACUAAUCCCGUUUUGUUUGUCCAUGCGUCCAUCGAUAAGAAUGGUCCCGUGGAAUUUUAUUCCUUCUGCUUGCAUCUCUACCAAAGUGUCUUCAUCCUCUUUGGUGUUCUACUCUGUGUGAAUAUUGCCAUACAUGCUUACUCACUUCCUAGUUUUUCGUACGAAAGUAAUAAGAGGUGGAAGCUAUCCGCUAAAGGGGGGGCAGAUCUACCAAACCUUCCAUCCAAUGGACCCUAUUUGCUACACAGUUAUAGCCGAGAUACGACUCUGUGCAGAUGGACCAAUGACCAGAAGAAGGCUGCCAACGGGGCAGGAACCAAAGGCUAUUAUGAGAAUUACCCUAGUGAGGCCAUUAUAAAAGAGAGUAGCUCUCUGGGAAUACCUCCGCAAUUACCUGCACAGUUACCUGCCCAAUUGGAAAGGAAAUAUUCGAUCAGUAGGGGCAUGCGUGGGAGUACUUCUCCGUUCUCUCCUUCUUCCCGUGCUUUAGGUUCCACUGAAACCUUCCUCCCCAGAUCCAAGGUCGGCGGAGACGCCAUGUCCUGCCUCAAGUAUAUCAGCAUAUACAGCUUCUUCUUCACCGAUGUGUCUCUCUUCAUGGCACGAUUGUUCCUUUACCUGGUCUUCUCCGCUACCGCAUGUUCCCCCCUGUUCAUAAUUAAGAAUCUGUGCUUCGCCAUCAUCCAUGGGUCACGCAUCUACCGAAAGUCCAAGUUUUACAACCGCCGCAGAGAUGAAAAAGGUCGACGCGAAAUGUCAUCCAACGGGAAGGGCUACACCAACCAGGGUGAUAUCUCCACCGAUACGUUGGAAACGAACCAUCCAGAAGAGGGUGAGAUGUAUCAUCCAGAAAAGUAUGAGAUGUAUCAUCCGGAAGAGUGUGAGAUGCAUCAUCCAGAAGAGCGUGAGAUGCAUCAUCCAGAAGAAUGCGCGAAGAACCACCCAGACGAACGCCCAAAACAAUGGACACAGAGACCAUCGACCAGCUUGCACAUGAAGGAAAGCAACGUGAACGCAUAUCUCCUCAGUAGGAGCUACAUGUCUGUCGAUACGAUAAAUAUAAACCUUAUUAAAAAUGCUAAUUACAACCGCAUUAACAGUCUGACUUACGAUAAAAUUAGCGCACACUUUUAUUUGCACUAUUUAAAACACAACGGGCUGAACUUCCGAAGAUAUAUGUCGUGUUAUGUGGACCAAAUAGAAAAGAAUUCCAUGGGCUAUUCUCUGAUCUUCCUCUUCUUCUUCAUCCUCAUAGCCACAAAAAUUGGCAUCCUCGUAAUCACCUACACGAUGAACUUUGACCAGGAUCUCAACCAACAUUUGUAUGAAUUGACUUACCUAUGGAAUCUGAAUUCCCUCAAGUCCUCCUGGAUUCUUAGAACAAAUUCCUUUAUCAUUUUAGCCUAUUCAUUCUGCUCCUUCCUUCUGUACAUAUUUACCUGUUCCUUAUUCGAUGGAAUUUUCAUGUCCUUGAUGUAUUUCUUCAAUCUGUUAUCUUUCUUUUUCGUCCUCCUCAUCAUGUCAAAAUAUAACCCGUCCUACGACAUGCUGGACUACUUUAAUAAGAACAAGAACACCCUGGUGGUUCUCCUCCUCUUUGGCUACCUGGCCUACCUCUUCCUCGCCGACACGUACAUGUUCAUCUACAUGCUUCUUGGACGCAAGUACAUUACCUAUCGAAGACGAAUCAAAACGCGCAGGGCAAACGAACCACAAGCAAGAACCGCACACAACGCACAAACGGAGGAAGAGAUCCUAACACCCAUAUCAGUGGUCUCCUCUUUUAUUGUCAAAUUGAUUAAACACAUGAAGGGACCCAUCAUGCUUAACAGAAUAAUAAUUAGUAAAAAUUUAAUUAAAAAUACACGAGUGGAUAAUUUUCUGUUUUUUUGUCACGUAAAAGAAAUUGCCGUUAAGUUGGUUCUUUACUUUUUUUCAUGCUUCCUUUCGCUCAGGGAAGACGCGAUAAAUAUUUCUUUCCUUCUCUUUGUUUUUUUUGUGAAUCUUGUUUUCUCCGUUAUGUAUUUGAUACUUUCCAAGGUGGACCGGGACGUGACCAUGGAUAGCAUCUUCACCCAGGCGCUCUUCCUGCACCUUAGCGGAGCCUCCCGAAAAGGACUGGACGCUAAAGGGACCACCAUUUCCAAAGGCCAGAAAGAAGAAGACGCCUUCCAUCAGCAGAUCCCACAAACAACAGUGUAUGAAAAUUAUUCCUACGAUUAUACACUCCUGUUUGAGAACUGCCUUAAUUAUUUUUGA
Molecule: messenger RNA, 2820 nt
Organism: Plasmodium knowlesi strain H
Lineage: Eukaryota; Apicomplexa; Aconoidasida; Haemosporida; Plasmodiidae
Product: conserved Plasmodium membrane protein, unknown function
Exons: 4
Coding region: 1-2820 (939 amino acids)
Source: RefSeq, a predicted model, not a curated record